AGAAAAUAAAAACCAAUGGAAACGAGUAAGAUCGGCUCCCAUAUUCCAAGAGGGAAUAGGUUUAAUCCUCUCUUGUUGGUCGGCUCUCACAGCCGCUGUCGAAAACUAGUGGGGCGGCCGAGACUCUCGCGUCAAAGCCAACAUGUAUCUGCUCCGACGUGUUAUCUUUCUUCACUGAAACCAAAGGUAGCAGAGAAGUUAGUGAUUAUGCACGAAGAAUGUUUGGAAGGUAAUUAUCAAUCUGUUGAGAAACUGAGGACUACAAAUCCUCCACCAGUCGCUCAUGUCAAACCGCUUACCGACGAGGAUGACGAUGACGAUGACGAUGACGAUGAAGAUGACUGCAUGGAUGCGGACAAUGCAACUACUAUGACGGCAGAUGUACCAGACUCGCGGACAAGUUUGAAUCCAGCUGGUUUGUCAAUAGAUGAGCCAAAACCAAGCCAGGCAGCUGAAGCAGAAGAUGGUUGGCUAGUAGUCUCAUCUAGAAGAAACAAGGGUGGGAGGAAUUAGAUUCACAUUAUUUCGCUUCUUCAAUUUUUCUUAAC
Molecule: messenger RNA, 548 nt
Organism: Hibiscus syriacus
Lineage: Eukaryota; Viridiplantae; Streptophyta; Magnoliopsida; Malvales; Malvaceae
Exons: 3
Coding region: 16-513 (165 amino acids)
Biological process (GO): maturation of SSU-rRNA from tricistronic rRNA transcript (SSU-rRNA, 5.8S rRNA, LSU-rRNA)
Cellular component (GO): nucleus
Source: RefSeq, a predicted model, not a curated record